GUGGUUGGCGGGACGCGCAUAGUGUCAGUGUCGCCUGUGAAAGACGGUGAGAGCGGGACGUUAGAGAGCGCGGAAAAAAAAAGCGGGCAGGCCGGAGGAAGGAAGGACGAAACCGUUGGACAGCUGCGGCCGACUAUCGAAAGCGACGACAGAGCGGGGUAUCGCGUCACGGAACAGGCCGGACACCGAGUCCUUUCUUUACCUUAACAGUCACCUUUCGCCCCCCCUCCCUGGGCGGGGGGCGGCUCCUCCGCCAUGGCCAAAGUACAGGUGCUAAAUGUGGUAGUCCUGGACAACCCCUCUCCUUUCAACAACCCCUUUCAGUUCGAGAUCACCUUCGAGUGUAUUGAGGACCUGCCGGAUGAUCUAGAAUGGAAAAUUAUCUAUGUGGGCUCUGCAGAGAGUGAGGAGCAUGACCAAGUGUUGGACUCUGUUCUGGUGGGACCUGUCCCUGCUGGCCGUCACAUGUUUGUGUUUCAGGCUGAUGCCCCAAAUGCAAGCCUCAUUCCAGAUGCUGAUGCAGUUGGUGUCACUGUGGUGCUGAUUACCUGCACGUACAGAGAUCAAGAGUUUAUUCGUGUGGGAUAUUAUGUGAAUAAUGAAUACACUGACCCUGAAUUAAAAGAGAACCCACCAAUGAAACCUGACUAUGCCAAGCUCCAGCGAAAUAUUUUGGCCUCCAAUCCACGAGUUACCAGGUUCCACAUCAACUGGGAGUGCACUGGAGAAAAAAUGGAAGAUAUUGAGAAUGUUGACCCAAGUUCAAAUGCAAUGCUUCCUCCUACCUGUACACCGCUGAAAGGACUUGGAGCAGGAAGUGCCCUGAGUAUUGUUCCAGAGAACUCUAUGGAUUGCAUGUGAAACCUGCCAGUGAAUAAGGAUGACAGUGGAUGAAAUGUUCUUUUGUAUCAGGGUUUGCUAGCUUUUGGAGUUAAUUCAAUGGAGUAUUUAAGUCAAACUUCAAUACCCCCAGAGGUGGUAUUGUCUACAGGGGUCAGGGAGUGGUAUGGAUUCGAGGCCAUGGUAUUGCCAUUCAUGGCACUGGGCCAGAUACAUUGAUUACAUUCAGCUGGUUGCUUUUGCCCAAAGGGAGCAAUAAUGCUUUUUACUGGUAAAUAUUCUGGGAUUGCAAAGCCAGUUGGUGCCUAUGAGUGUUGAACUACAGAAUGUAUUUGUAGGAGUUUUGUUUAUUGUGUAGUAAGUCCAUAAAUUCUGGGUGGGGGGGGUGGACAAGUCUUGUUUGUGUUGAAUGUGAUGUUUUUCUGUUCAAUGCCUGUUCAAAAAUAACCCCAAGAACUGGUCACUGUCGAAACUUCAGCUGGCUAUGCAGUUAUGGUCAGUAAUUCGUCCCCUAACUUGUAGCCUCAGCAACAAUUUGGGAGCUGUUUUGUGGAGGAACCAGACUCACCAGUCUAACGUACCAUCAAUCCAGCAGUGCUAUCAUAUAACCCAAGCUGGAAGUUUAACACUUUUUGAACCCUGGCUGUCUGGCAUAAUUCAAGUUCAAUGAAAAACUUUUUUGUAACUUUUAAUAUUGUACUUUGUAAAUCGUGAUCCAAACCUACCUGCAUCCAGUACGUGGGAGAGGUCGAUUAAAAAGUUGAAAUCAAUAUAAGCUUUAUAAAGCAACAGCAUUGGUGGUUUUGAAAACUGCAGCCAUUUUUAUAAGUGUUAGCUGUGUAGAAUUGUAUUGUCUUGCUUUGUCUGAAUAAAAGCACUUGUAAAUGC
This is a messenger RNA of Hemiscyllium ocellatum (epaulette shark), 1728 nucleotides long. It is a transcript of the gene asf1bb, whose product is annotated as anti-silencing function 1Bb histone chaperone. Gene Ontology annotation, molecular function: histone binding. The transcript has 4 exons. The coding region runs from base 256 to 861 and encodes 201 amino acids. Lineage: Eukaryota; Metazoa; Chordata; Chondrichthyes; Orectolobiformes; Hemiscylliidae. Gene Ontology annotation, cellular component: nucleus. The record is from RefSeq and is a predicted model, not a curated record. Gene Ontology annotation, biological process: DNA replication-dependent chromatin assembly.